This is a messenger RNA of Drosophila guanche, 1692 nucleotides long. Its product is annotated as zinc finger protein 37 homolog. Gene Ontology annotation, molecular function: RNA polymerase II cis-regulatory region sequence-specific DNA binding; DNA-binding transcription factor activity; zinc ion binding. Gene Ontology annotation, biological process: regulation of transcription by RNA polymerase II. The record is from RefSeq and is a predicted model, not a curated record. The coding region runs from base 47 to 1225 and encodes 392 amino acids. Gene Ontology annotation, cellular component: nucleus. NCBI's taxonomy places the organism in Eukaryota, Metazoa, Arthropoda, Insecta, Diptera, Drosophilidae. The transcript has 4 exons.
UCCUCAUCUUGUUGCAAAAAAAUUAAGCAAAUGAAAUUUUUAAAUUAUGUCUCUAAGAUUAAGCGAAUUUCUUUGCCGGGUUUGCCUUCAACAAAACGAGCUGCUGGUGGACAUUUAUGAGCAUGUGGAAGAGCUGCAAGUGGACUUGUGCUCGUUGCUGGAGAGUUGUGGCAACAUAAUAGUGGACCCGUCCGACGCAUAUCCGAAAUAUUUGUGCCAGGAAUGCACCAAGGAGCUGCUCAUUACGGCCAAAUUUCGCAAAAAGUGCUCCGAGACACAGAUUCGUCUGCAAGAAGAUGCAGCACAAACUAAGCUGAUGGUCGAGGAGCAAGAUUUUCUGGCGGAUGAAGAAAAUCUGGCGGAGGAGGAAGUUUGUCUGCAGGAGGAAGAAUACAUGACAGAGGAAAUCAUAGUAUGCGAUCCCAGCGACUAUGCGGAACAGAUGCCAAAUGACGAGCAGGAAGAGGCGACUGAAGAGGAUGCUGAUCAGGUAUCACUCAUCUCUGCCAGAUACAACUGCGACAAUUGUGGUGCUGUCUUCCAGCAGCGGCAGUCCCUACGCAAGCAUCUGGAGAACUUUCACGCUCUUAUAACCAUCUACGACUGCAAAAAGUGUGGGCAGUUCUUCACUGAUUUUGGCACUUACAAAGGCCACAGCUGCAGCGAUCGCUCCACGGAAUCGGUUGAUCAAAGCGGUCGGCAUAGAUGCAUCCACUGCGGCAAGUGUAUGCAGUCGGCCAACAGUCUGACCGAACACCUUCGGGUGCACAGCGGCGAACGACCUUUUGUUUGCUCAAAUUGCCCAAAGGCCUUUACAACAAAUGGAGCACUGGUCACGCACCAGAAGCGACACUUCAAAGUGAUUCAGCACCACUGCAACUACUGUGGCCAGGGAUUCGUGGAGUCCAGCAAUCUCAAGCGCCACAUUACGUCCAAGCACACAAAGGAAAAGCCGCACACCUGCACCGUCUGCCAGCGCAAGUUCUCCAGGGUCUACCUGCUGGAGCUACACAGUCGCACUCAUACGGGUGAACGGCCCUAUAAGUGCAAGCAUUGCCAGCGUAGUUUUGGCCAGUUGGGCGUGCUGCGCAGCCACGAGAGAAUACACUCGAAUGAGCGCCUUCAUCGCUGUCAGUUCUGCCCAAAAACCUUUGGUCGUGCGGCUCAGCUUAGAAAUCAUCUGAUGCGACACGAAGAGGAGGCUGAUAGCGUGCAAGUUCAGUGAUGGAUUUAAAUUUGUUAACAUUUGAAAAAUGUUUGGAAAAUCUUGUUCCUGAGACCAGCAGGCUGGCACUCGCCUCAAGGCUGUGAAAUCAUGGUGAGGAAUACCACAAAAUCGAACGCGUAGAGCUUAAGUAUCUUCCUGCUGCACAACUGGAAAACUGGACCACCACCUAGCUGUAACUAGUUAAGAAUUAAUUGAGACUGCUUUGAGUUAGUUUUUAAAUUGUUUAUUUGCAUGCAGGUAAGAUUUAGUAAUGUUUCAUUCUUGUAAUUGGUUUACAUUUCCUUUGAUUCUGUAAUUAUCCUACAAGUUACAACAAAUUACGUAGUUAUAUGCUUUGCUUUGCUAAAUAUAUAUGUAUAUGUUGUAUGUAUAUAUCCAUAUAUAAUGUAUAGAUGUGUAUAAUCGGGUCUGAUUGAUGAAAUUACAAAUGCAAGAGACAAACUUGAGUGCUCGCAUUAGGCUGA